AAUUAUUUGUUUGCUAGGGACUGCCAUAACAAAGUACUGCAGAUGGGAGUGAUUAAACAAUGACGUUUAUUUUCUCUCCAAGAAGUUUUUAAACCGCCCAAGUAAGAUCAAGGAUGUCUCGGGCCAUUCAUCUUCCAGUCCCCUGUCCUGUUCGGCUUGGUACCUUAAGAAAUGACUCCUUGGAAGCUCAGCUUCAUGAAUAUGUCAAACAAGGGAACUAUGUGAAAGUGAAAAAAAUUCUUAAGAAAGGUAAGUACUAUGUUAAAAAUAGCAGGGCAUUUCAUAUCUUUAGAAAAUCACUUGGAGCCCUCCCUUUUCCAGAGAUUUACCUUUUGGGAGCUCUCAGUUCCUCAGACCAUUCAUCUUCACAUCCAAGCUUCCAACUCCCAUUAAGGGCUGGUGUGGCCAGCAUUGAGUGUCUUUGUCUUAUGUUGCAGAUGGUGGAGUUUAUGCAGCGCUGUGCCUCACACAUGCAGGCCAUCAUCCAGGGCUUCUCUUAUGACCUUCUGAAGAAGAUAGACUCCCCUCAACGGCUCAUUUGCAGCCCGCCCUGGUUUGGGGGUCUCAUGCAGGGGAACCCUAAUGGCUCUCCUAACCGGCUGCUUAAAGCUGGAGUCAUUUCUGCCCAAAAUAUCUACAGCUUUGGAUUUGGGAAGUUUUACCUCACAGGGGGGACGCAACUUGCCUAUCUAGGAUCUCUUCCAGUAAUCGGAGAAAAGGAAGUGAUUCAAGCUGAUGAUGAACCCACUUUCUCUUUCUUCAGUGGCCCCUACAUGGUCAUGACUAACCUGGUGUGGAAUGGGAGCAGGGUCACAGUGAAAGAACUGAAUCUCCCCACUCACCCUCACUGCAGCAGGCUGCGACUGGCUGACUUGUUGAUUGCUGAGCAGGAGCACAGCAGCAAGCUGCGGCACCCUCACCUGCUACAGCUGAUGGCUGUGUGCUUAUCCCAGGACUUGGAGAAGACCCGGCUUGUGUAUGAGCGCAUCACCAUUGGCACUCUGUUCAGUGUUCUCCAUGAACGACGGUCCCAGUUCCCAGUGCUGCACAUGGAGGUGAUUGUGCCCUUACUGCUCCAGAUCGCUGACGCCCUGAGAUACCUGCAUUCUCGAGGGUUUGUCCACCGCUCCCUCAGUUCCUACGCUGUCCACAUCGUCUCCACAGGGGAAGCAAGACUGACAAACCUGGAGUACAUGAUGGAAAGCCAGGACAGUGGUAUACACAGGGACCUGACUCGAGUACCCCUCCCCACUCAGCUGUACAAUUGGGCCGCUCCGGAGGUGAUCUUACAGAAGGCGGCCACAGUGAAGUCAGAUGUCUACAGCUUUUCCAUGAUCAUACAAGAGAUUUUAACAGACAACAUACCCUGGAAUGGCUUAGACGGCUCAGUUAUUAAAGAAGCUGUAGUCUUGGGAAAUUGUUUAGAGGCUGAUGUCAGGCUUCCAAAACCUUACUAUGAUAUUGUUAAAUCAGGCAUCCAGGUCAAGCAGAAAGACCGAACUAUGAACCUUCAAGAUAUCCGGUAUAUUCUGAAGAAUGACUUAAAGGAAUUUAUUGGAGCCCAAAGAACUCAGCUAACUAAGAGCCCCAGGGCACAGAGAUAUGAACCCCAUCCUGAUGUCAGUGUCUAUCUAGGAUUGACUUCAGAACAUGCAAAAGCAACCUCAGACUUGGAAAUCAAAGAGCUAAAGGAAACAGGUAGUCAGCCACAUUCACCAAGGGGUCACUUUUCUCCCACCGCAAAGGUAACAUUAGCUCCUCAGAUCCCUGAUUCAAGUCUGAUGGCCCAGGAAUCUCAGAAUCCAGGUACUCCUUUUCCAGCUCCUCCAUUUAUGGCAGAAGAGAUCCACAACCCCCGAACAAGUCAGGAAAGCCUCUGUAGCUUCGAAAUCAAUGAGAUCUACUCAGGCUGUUUACAUUUGGGGGAUAACAGAGAGGAGGAGCACCCAGGAACUGCUUCAUCUCUUGAGGGGUAUAGACCAAACCUGGUAGAUGAACUGCAGUCUGUGGAAGAAGAGUUAGAGAAGAUGGAGAGAGAGGCUUACUUUUGUGAUGAAGAUGAGAGCUCUUCAGAAGUUGACACAGAGCUCUCCUUUGGGUACUGGCAAAAUGGUUCACUUGCUUCACUCAGCCUACCUGAGCCAACCAGAGAAGCCAAGGGCAAAGUGAGCAGCAGGUCCAUGACUGAGGAGUACAUCAGUAAGUGUGUGCUGAAUCUGAAGAUUUCACAGACAUUAAUGCACCAGAAUGCUGAUUUGCUGAGGAACACUCAGCAGAAAAUAGAUGAACUUGAGUUGUUAGAGAAUGAGCAGGAAACAUGCAGGUCUUUAUGGGCUACUUCAAGAGAGUUUUCAGACACCCAUGACUCACCUUCAGCCCUGGGCCCCCCAGCUUUGAGUUAUAUUCCUCCUGUCAUGCAGCUCUCAUGGAGUCCCAAGUCAGACACCAGUGGCAAUUGCCCAACCCUGGCAAGGUCUCCAAGAACAGUGAAAGGCUUUGAAGGGGGACAUUUGGGCAAAAAACCCAAGAAAAGAAGUGACUGUGGCUGGCAGUCUUUCACCCAAGUAUCUGAAGAAAGCACUAGGGAACAGCCAGAGACCAGCCAACAGCUGCCAACUGUUUGUGGCCCUGGAAGACAGAACACAGAUGAGCAAUCUCAGACCACUCAAGGAGCCAAGGACAGUUUGGAAAGAAGCAGGAACCAAAAUAGUAGCCAGGGAAGGCCUAGAGAUACCAGUGAGCUAGCCCAAGUCACACAGCUAAGUAGUAUACUCUUUCCGGAGUCAAGCCACUCAAAAAGACCUGCUGGGUCACCCAGCCUUCACCAGGGCUUUGCAAGGACCAGUGUAGAAGGUGUGUCUUCUGAAAUCUGUAAUACAAAGUCAAGAAAUAAUGAAGAUGAUGGAGAGAUACACAUAAAAUGGAAAAUGGAAGUGAAAGAAAUGGCAGAGAAAGCAGCUACUGGGCAGCUCACAGUACCUCCUUGGCAUCCUCAAAGUAGUUUGACUUUAAACAGUGAAGCUGAAAAUCAGCCUGCUCCUUUGAUGCAGCCCCCUGUUAAGGGCUCUCAAAACAUGGACUGGAAGCAAGUUGUAGUGUAUCACAGAGAAAAUGGUGAGCCAGGAGGAAAUGUCAAAUUUGAAAAAAUGGACAGUAGUGGCUGUGACAGUGACAAGCACAGCAAACAGCCUGAGCCUCAAAGAUUCACCAGUAUCAGGCACCUGUCUCCCAGAAAAAAUGAGCAGCCAGAGCAUAGUGAAUCCUUUCAAGCAAGUUCUGAUGCAUCUGUGGCAGUUGAGAAAUCCUACAGUGACCAAUCUGUACAAUCAACUUGUUCACCAGAAUCUUCUGAAGACAUAACAGAUGAAUUUUUAACUCCAGAAUAUGAGUAUUUUUACUCCUCUACUGUUCAAGAAAACUUAGCUCUAGAGACCUCAAGUCCCAUAGAAAAGGACUUUGAAGAAAUACAAGGUGCCUUUGCCCAACCUCCAGUCUGUGGUAAGGAAAUAUUCCAAAUGAGAAAAAUCCUUGGAAGGAAUGCUGAGAUUUUGACCAGGCCUCAGUUUCAACCUAUACAAAGUAUUGAAGGUAAACAAGAAGAGACAUUAAAGGAAUCACCAAAGGAACUGAAAGAGAAAGACAUCUGCCAAGAUGUCUUUAAAGUUAGGUCAAUUUCUUCAUCUGCCAGUCGGUAUAAAGACUGCCUAGAAAGUAUCACACUUCAGGAUCAAACAAGGUCUACCUCUUGCUGGAAUAGCCAAGAAUCUAUUCGAAUUUUUUCUGAUAAAUUUAUAACCAUUCGAGAGAAAGCAAAGAGCCUGGAUUCUCUCCUUACUUCCUCUGAGACUCCUGCUCCCAAACUGAUCAAUCUGAAAAGAUUGUCUGCAUGUCCUGUAGUUGGUUCUUCUAGUAUGGCUACCACAUCUGACACAUCAACCCAAGCCACCCAGAGAAGGAGCCUGCCUAAAGAACUAAUGGAAGCCAUUUCACAGCAUCACAUUGAUGAGCUACCACCACCAUCUCAGGAGCUGCUUGACGAAAUUGAGCACCUGAAGCAGCAGCAGAAUUCAUCCACAGUGUUGCAUGAGAACACAGUACAUGAUCUGGGCAUCACUGCAAAUGAUCAAAAGCAUUUAGAAGAACAAGAAACUGACCAUAAUAAAAAUGAUAACAUUUUGCUUUGGACAAGAGAAACUGAGGAUCUAGAAGAGGACACAGAGAGAGCUCAUUCUACUCUUGAUGAAGAUCUAGAAAGAUGGUUUCAGCCAUCUGAGGAGAGCAUGGAGCAGCAGGACCCCCGCAAAGGCUCUACAAGGGAGAAAGCAACCAAUGAUCAAGAAGUUGGUGAAAAGCAUAGAAAAAGGGAAAAAAGCAUCAAGCCAGAGAGAAGGAAAUCAGACAGCUUUUUAGGGGCUUCAGAAGAAGAUGAACUAAAACCGUGUUUUUGGAAGCGACUGGGUUGGUCUGAACCAUCCAGGAUAAUUGUGCUGGAUCAGAGUGACUUGUCAGAUUGACUGGAAAUGGAUCACAGAUGGAUUCUGACCCAAGUUUGAGCAUCUUGGUUGUGAGCUCUUCUUUCUUCUGCUGCAGUGCCAUUGGGGCAGUGGUUCCAGUUCCUUAACUCACAAUUUGUUCAGCUGCUACAGUAGACAUAAUGGUUUGGCCCCAUCUGUGCGCAGCAUAUGUAACCAUUUGUUUUUCAAUCAAAUUUCUGAAAAGUGUAAGGUAGUUGCAGUUUUAAAAUUUUCUCAUUGUGCUCAGAAUGGUUUUUGGUUUUGUUGGUGUUAAUUUUUUUGAAUAUUUUAACUC
Molecule: messenger RNA, 4809 nt
Organism: Ictidomys tridecemlineatus (thirteen-lined ground squirrel)
Lineage: Eukaryota; Metazoa; Chordata; Mammalia; Rodentia; Sciuridae
Source: RefSeq, a predicted model, not a curated record